Molecule: messenger RNA, 2779 nt
Organism: Girardinichthys multiradiatus
Lineage: Eukaryota; Metazoa; Chordata; Actinopteri; Cyprinodontiformes; Goodeidae
Gene: rdh10a
Product: retinol dehydrogenase 10a
Exons: 6
Coding region: 340-1362 (340 amino acids)
Cellular component (GO): lipid droplet
Molecular function (GO): oxidoreductase activity, acting on the CH-OH group of donors, NAD or NADP as acceptor
Source: RefSeq, a predicted model, not a curated record
GAGGGAGAUGCAGAUCAGAAUGACAGGAGAUGUGGAGCAGCAGCAACAGCAGCAGCAGCAGCAGAGAGGGCAGCAGACCCAAUUCAUAGUAUUUGCUCGUUAUUCACCGCAGAUCUGCGCUCCACAGGCAACCGUACUCUGAACUGAACCCUCUCUUUUUCUCUUUCAAUCUGAACUCUUGCGUGCGCUCCUUCACCAUUUUCCCGUUUGAAACCCCAAGUUUGAAACCCUCUGCUGGUAACAGGCUGGAAAAAUUAAGGAACUACAUUUUUUUGCGCGUCCCAGUAUCGCUUAUCUGAAAUAAAAAAAUAAAUAAAUAAAUAAAAAAGCACGGCCAAGAUGAUGAUGAUCAUCGCGGAGUUCUUCGUGGUUAUCUUGAAGGUGCUCUGGGCGUUUGUGACAGCCGGGGCCAAAUGGGUCGUGCGACCCAAGGAGAAGAGCGUGGCGGGACAGGUGUGCGUGAUCACCGGGGCUGGGAGCGGCCUCGGGCGGCUGUUCGCCAAGGAGUUCGCCCGGCGACGAGCGAUCCUGGUCCUGUGGGACAUAAACAGCCAGAGCAACGAGGAAACGGCGGAGAUGGUGCGGCAGAUAUACCACGAAACGGAGACUCCCAUCGCAAAAGACGGACCUGUUGGAGGAGUAGAGGAAGUCCCUGCUUUUCAGCCUCAGGUCUACACCUAUGUGUGUGAUGUGGGCAAGCGUGAGAGUGUGUAUUCCACGGCAGAGAAGGUGCGGCGAGAUGUCGGAGAGGUGGACAUACUGAUCAACAACGCUGGCGUGGUCUCAGGCCACCACCUGCUGGAGUGCCCUGACGAGCUGAUCGAGCGCACCAUGGUGGUCAAUUGUCACGCACACUUCUGGACCACCAAGGCAUUUCUCCCCAAGAUGCUGGAGCUGAAUCAUGGACACAUUGUGACUGUUGCCAGCUCCCUCGGUUUAUUCAGCACAGCUGGAGUUGAGGAUUACUGUGCCAGCAAGUUCGGUGCCAUUGGGUUUCACGAGUCCCUGAGCCACGAGAUUAAAGCCUCGGAGAAGGACGGCAUCAAUAUGACCCUAGUGUGCCCUUACCUGGUCAACACGGGAAUGUUCAAAGGUUGCAGGAUAAGGAAGGAGAUUGAGCCUUUUCUGCCUCCCCUGUCGCCGGAGUUUUGUGUGAAGCAAGCCAUGCGAGCCAUCCUUACCGAUCAGCCAAUGGUCUGCACGCCUCGCAUCAUCUACAUGGUUAACUUUAUGAAAAGCAUCCUUCCCUUCGAGGCCAUCGUGUGCAUGUACCGGUUCCUCGGUGCUGACAAAUGCAUGUACCCUUUCCUAGCUCAGAGGAAGGAGGCGAUGAACAACAAUGAAGCAAAGAACGGGAUCUAGGGGGGAGUGUUUACAAGCAGGGAAGUUAUACCUGCAAGCAUUUGGAAACAACCACUGAAGACGAAAGACGGGGGAAGGUGAAAAGAAGAAAAAGACUGAAUCUAGACUGGUGCACUUGCAUUGAGCAAAUGCAAAGAUUUACCAUAUUGUUCCUCUGGAACAAAAAAGCUGCGUACUACACAAAGGAUUUAUUUGAGGUUUUGUUUUUCAUAGAAAUCAACAUCUAUAUACUAUCACUAGGUUUGAAAUCAUACAAAAAAAGGUAUCCAGUAAUUAACUAUUUACAUAAUGUAGUCACCAGCCUUAUCUAGUGUCAUUGUGGAAAUAUACAGUAUGUUACUGUACAAACAGUAAUCUUUUUUUCACUUAUUUUAUUUUUGUAGACAUGCACUGUAAUUUCUAAAUUUUAUAAUGUAAAUUCAGAUUUGCUUUUCCCCACACUGCCAGUGAUAUUUGUGUAGAUUUAACACAAUUGUUUCCAACUAGCCCACGUUUUCUCAUGCAGAGGUUCUUUCUCAGUCCAGUUUACACAGCUACGAUUCGUGCUGGUGUGCCAUUUUCAAAAUAAAGUGAGGAAAGCAUUCCACACAUUUACCAUCUUUCAUUUUUUUUUCUUGCCUGAAUAUGUAAUUUUAGAUACAUGUAGCAUAGUUUGACUUUUUAAUUGCAUUCCGAAUGGGACUCAGUGGCCGAGUUGUUAAUGACCUUUUUGGAGUAUCCAAUAUUAUGAGUCAGUCUUUGCUGUUCUGAUAAAGCGCUCAUAUGGAAAGUGAACAAGAAAUUCACUGUCCUGGGCUGAACUAGCAUGUGACUGAUAACAGAAUGCAUCGUUUGAAGAAAAAUCGAGGGACAAGGGAACAGGCCUUUAUAUAUACUUUUUUUAUUUGUGUCCAUUUUUAGGUGUUGUUCAUAUUGUAAAUUUAUAUUUUGAACAAUAUUGUUAAAAACUAACUCCAGUUGAAGUUACUGUCCUGACACUGAGUUGUUGAGGGAACUGUAAUAAUGAUGCAAGGGUUUUACUCCUCCACGUCCACCAGAAAAGAUAAACAAACGUAUAAUUGUCUCCGACAUCCUUCUGACCAGUUAAAGUGAAAUGUAUGUCUAAAUGUUGUUAACCUUUGCCCAAAUGAGUGUUCCCAACAUAUUUGAUGUAUGAAUAUUUUAUAUACUUUAUAUAUUUUUUGCUUUGAAUGUCAAAUACAAUACAUUCCAAUAGGCAUCAUUCCCUCAGUCAAAGUGAUGAGCCUAAAUUCUCUACCUCUUAAUUUUUGCCUUCUUAUUUUGUUUGACAGUAUAACAUAAGCCUCUUUUUGUAAUAUUCAAAAAAAAUAAAAAAAAGCUCCAUAGGAGAGCAAAUGUGGUUCCAAUGUUUAGUGUGUCUACCUAACUUAAAUUAAUAAAGUGAUUUAGAUUGUUA